GUUGGAAGUGUCAGCAGAUUGCGGCCAAACUAGAUUAUUAUAUAUAUAAAUAUAUAUAUAUAUUUCCUAUAUAUUUACUCAUUAAGUACAUGAACAACGUGUAGAGAGGGUCAUGGAUCUACGUGUGGGCUUCAGUGAAAAAUUGAAAUUGGGCGCCAAGGUCAUUGGCCAUAAGGUUAUACAGUACCGACUGGGCACAGGACACACCAAGGAGCUGGCAACGAAAUAUGGUCAGGUGAAGGGACAGCAGCGAAAGACCAUCUAUGAUGGUGAGAUCUACAACUCCUUCGAGGGUAUACCCUUUGCCCAGCCACCGGUGGGUGAGUUGCGUUUUCGAGCCCCACAACCGCCAAGCUCCUGGCAGGGUGUGAGGGAUUGCACCUAUUCCCGGGAUCAGCCCAUGCAAAGGAACUCCAUAACGAAUAGUGCCGAGGGCUCUGAGGAUUGCCUUUAUCUCAAUGUUUAUGCCAAGAAACUGGAGUCAGAGAAACCUUUGCCCGUCAUGGUUUGGAUUUACGGUGGAGGAUUUCAAAUUGGCGGAGCCUCCCGGGAUCUCUACGGACCGGAUUACUUUAUGAAGCACGACGUGAUCCUGGUUACCUUUAACUAUCGCGUGGGUGCUUUGGGUUUCUUGAGUCUCAAGGAUAAGGCACUCAAGAUACCAGGAAAUGCCGGGUUGAAAGACCAAAUUCAAGCCCUUCGUUGGGUUAAGGAAAACAUAUCUGUAUUCAAUGGAGAUCCGCAGAAUAUAACCGUAUUGGGAGAAUCAGCAGGCGGGGCUUCUACGCACAUCCUUAUGCAAUCGGAGCAGGCUCGAGGACUCUUCCAUCGUGCCAUUGUUCAAUCUGGUUCAGCUUUGUGUGCCUGGGCCACAAACCCGGACCGGAAGUGGCCCCAGCGAUUGGGCAAGGAGCUCGGCUAUGCCGGAAACUUGGAGAAUGAGAAGGAACUGCUGGAGUUCUUCCAGCAGAUUCCAGCUGCCAAGCUGGCACUUCAUUGCAAUGCCAUAGUGACACAGGAAGAGCAUCGAGACUAUGAGAUUCUGGCUUUUGCUCCAGUUAUUGAAUCCUAUGUGGGAGAGGAUUGUGUAGUGCCUAAAUCCCAACAGGAGCAACUGUCCACCGCAUGGGGUAAUGAGAUUCCCUUGAUUAUAGGAGGAACCUCCUUUGAGGGACUCUUCUCGUACCAAAGCACCUUGGCGGAUCCCCUGUACAUGUUGAGUGCCUUUGAGGCCAUAAUUCCCAAGCAAGUUCGCGAAACAAUCGACAAGGACGAACUGGCAGAGAUGGUGAGGAAGUUGAAGAAAUCCUAUUUCGAUGAUCCUGAGAGGGCCAGCAUGGAGCUCUACGAGUGCCUGCACAUUCUGAGCAUAAAAAACUUCUGGCACGACAUUCAUCGGACUCUCCUGGCACGAUUGACCUAUGCCCCCACCUUGUCCACAUAUCUCUACAGAUUCGAUAUGGACUCGCCGCACUUUAAUCACUACAGGAUCCUCAAGUGCGGUAAAAAGGUGAGAGGAGUCUGUCACGCCGAUGAUAUCUCCUACAUGUUCUACGGUCUGCUUUCCAGCAAAUUGGACAAGGAUACGCCAGAAUAUCGCACCAUUGAGCGUUUGAUUGGCAUGUGGACAUCCUUUGCCAUCAAGGGAGAUCCCAAUUGUGACAUUAUCGCGCCGGUGAAGUGGGAACCACUGAGACCAGGUGGCCAGGAAGUUUGCCUCAAUAUAGCCGAUGGUUUGGAGUUUAUACCACUGCCCGAAAGCAAGCAAUUUGUGGUCUGGGAUAGUUUCUAUACCAGAGAGAGUCUCUACUAAGGACCCACAAAAAACAAAACCAAAUUAUAGGAAAAGUUUAAACUGCCUUGAAGCCUCGUCAUCUGUCAAACAAUAUUCAUAAGAAUUAAUUGUUUAAAAUGCCAAAGAUUUGCAAAAUCGUGUUAUUUUUUUGAUGAUUAUACUAUUCCCCAGAGUUAGAAAGUCAAUAAAUAUGCU
Molecule: messenger RNA, 1990 nt
Organism: Drosophila serrata
Lineage: Eukaryota; Metazoa; Arthropoda; Insecta; Diptera; Drosophilidae
Gene: gas
Product: gasoline
Source: RefSeq, a predicted model, not a curated record